AUGGGCUACAGCCAUUUGAAUUUCAUGGGACGGAUAGCUGAUACGAUAGCUGAAGCUGGUCACGAAGUAGUCUUCAAUAUCCAAGGAUUCACCCUACAGCCGGUGCUUGAUCCGGGCCUCCCUACUAAUGGAACUACAAAAUCGCGUGUCAUCCAACGUGGUCCAUUUGGUGCGGCUCGCAGUACAAGGAGGGACGACAUGAAGCCCAUAUGGACAAGCAGUACAUCAAAUCCUAUUGGUCUAUUUAUGCAUCUUUUCAGUUCAUUCCAAUGGAUUUCUGAAAUCUCGGUGAAGACUCUAACGCAUCUUCUAGAUGACAAGCAACUUCUAGAGCAACUGAAAGCCGAAAAAUUUGACGUCGCAAUUACCGAGCUCUUCGACUUCGUAGGAAUAGGUGUAUUAGAGGCAAUCGGCCUCAAGAAUAUCAUCGGCGCACACUCCUCUGCGAUCCUGGAGGGCACUGCAUCAGCCAUAGGUGUUCCUGUGAUUCCCAGCUACGCGCCAGGUAAGAGGAAUUACUAG
Molecule: messenger RNA, 522 nt
Organism: Cooperia oncophora
Lineage: Eukaryota; Metazoa; Nematoda; Chromadorea; Rhabditida; Trichostrongylidae
Source: the annotation of a GenBank genome assembly